Molecule: messenger RNA, 1758 nt
Organism: Rotaria sp. Silwood1
Lineage: Eukaryota; Metazoa; Rotifera; Eurotatoria; Philodinida; Philodinidae
Source: the annotation of a GenBank genome assembly
AUGAGUGAUCUGACAAAUAUCAUGACAUUUGAAUUAUUACCAAAUGAAAUAUUAAUUAAAUGUUUUGGAUAUCUUAAUGCAAUAGAUAUUUUUCAUUCAUUUGAUCAAUUAAAUUCUCGUUUUAACAAACUUAUUCGAAUUAUUCCAUUAUAUCUUAGUUUUGAAAAUGUUCGAAAGAGAAUAUUUGAUCAAUUUUGUAAAAAAAUAUUAUUAAAUUCAGAAAUAAAAAAUCAAAUUAUUUCAUUAAAAUUAUCAAAUAUAAAUACCUAUGGUCAAAUUGAUGGAUUUCUAUCAUUAUUUUCACUGACUGAAUUUUCUAAUCUUCAAUCAUUAGUAUUGAAUCGAAUUAAAAUUACUAAUUUAGAAAAAUUACAAUCAAUAUUACCACUAAUAUCUAAACUAGAUUCUUUUUGUUUAAUUGAUUACAAUUAUAAUUUAUCAAGUAUUUUACCAUCAGGUAAACUUCAAUUAUUAGCAGUAUCCAAAUUUACUCAUCAUUUCAAUCAUAUUCUUAAAACAUAUUCAAUUAUAAAUUUAACAAUUUCAAAAUGUAGUUUAAAUGAAUUAUAUGAAUUAUUUUCUUAUAUACCUAUGUUAAAAUAUCUUAAUAUUCAUAAUGUAUGGACAUACUUCGAAGGAUAUAUCUCAAAGAAUAAUACAAUUUCUAAUCGUCGUUGUGCAAUUAAUCUACAAAAAAUAAUUAUAAAUAAUUUUCAACAUGAAUUUCAAGAUUUUAAGAUAUUUGUAGAACAAACACCAAAUAUAAAAUAUUUAACAAUAUGUUCCAACGAUAAAACCAUGAUUGAUGCAUAUAAUUGGCAAACUUUAAUUAUUACUUCAUUAUCUUAUCUCAUUAGUUUUAAGUUUAAAUUUAUCUAUUCACGUAAAGAUGAUGAUGAUGAUGAUAAUAAUAAUACUAUUAUUGAUAAAUUCGAACAAUUUCAAAGUAAUUUUUGGCAAGAUCAACAUUUUUGGAAUACUGAAUAUGUAUUAGAUAAAAAUUUAGCAUAUGUUUAUACAAUACCUUACAUAUCCGAUACAUAUAUGUUAACACCAUAUACAAAUAGAUAUUGUAAAAAAUCGAUAAAUAAUUUAAAUAUAUUCAAUAAUGUAACAAAUUUAAUAUUGUAUGAAAAAAUAAUAAGAGACAAAUGUGAAUUUUACUUUUCAAAUGUUGAAUCAUUAACACUAGAAAAUGUAACUGAUACUUUAGAAUAUAAUAAUAAUUAUUUUCUAUGUGUAGAACAUGUUCAAUUUUUGAAAACAAUUGUCAAUUUAAUUAAUUUAAAACAUUUAAAUAUUUCAUCUAAAUGUAAUAUAGAUGUAUCACCAGUAUUGUUAGAAAUAUUAAAACAAUCACUACAACUUUCAUCAUUAACAAUUGAUCUAUUUGCGUUAUCAAUAUUAUUCAACAAUGAUGAAUUAUGUAGACAUUUAAAUAAAAUGAUUAAUAAAUUAGACGUAUACAAAGAAUAUGAUGAUAAAUUGAAUGAAUUUCAUAUAAUUGCAAAGUUAUGUCAAGUAUUUUCAAAUCUUGAACAAUUAAAAUGUAAUAUUUGCCAAUUGGAUAGUUUGUUAUUUAUAUUAAAUAAUUUAUCAAAAUUAUCAUUUUUAUGUGUAGUCGUAUCACAAAUCGAUGAACAUUUUAUUGAUCAAUUUAAACAUGAACUAUUAAAGUUAAACAUCAUGCAUGAGAUAGAAUAUGAUUAUUCAACUCAUGGAAUGUGUAAAGUAGAUAUAUGCAUCUGGAUUAGUUGA